GAUAGAAAAAAAAAUGUGUUUCCUUGUCCGUGUGUUUUGUGGGACAGUGCGUUUCAGUUAUUAAAUUGUAAUCUGUAAAUACAGCAUUACAUACAGUACAUGUUUUGUUUUACAUAUGUGUAAUUUUCGAAAGUUUAAUCUUUGUGCAUACUAACCAAAUCUAGUGUGUGGGAUUUUUUUUUGUUUGAUCGGGGGUUUAGCUGGUAGCUAGCGCUUAUUAGCUGUAGCAGGCUCAGUCGGGAGGCUAUGACUACAGAAUUACUGUCCGAUUUAGACAGCCGUUUCUUCGCCGAUAACCUUCUCACUAGCGAAGACUGGGGAACUUUCAUAGGAUUCUGCAGAAUUUUGGCUGCGUGUCCAGUCCUUUAACAAAUGCCUGUCUGUACCAGUGUGAGAGCAUGGAGGAGGGAGAGGAUGCGGAGUACACCGGAGGGAUGAAAUACAACACCAUGUUUGAUAACGAUCUCGUCCUUACACUUGAUCCUGACAACCCUACGUCGCCAUGGAAACACCUUAACGAUAACCUUCUAACAGGGGAAAACCCUGUUUUAAAAGAUGAUGCAACCAUUACGCAGCCCUUACCCGUGGAUAUGUUGUUUCAGGUGAAGGCCGAGCCCCUCUCCCCAGCGUCCUCCUUGGGGUCUGACUGCUCUCUGACGUCCACCCCGGAUUCCCAGGUGACGGUGAAAGGGGAGAACCCGCCGACUCCCCCCUACAUGUUCGGGGACAUCCUGUCACCCCCAGUAGGGACAUUACAGGUGACGGUGACCCCAUCUGCACAGCCGCAGUCCCAGGCGGCCCACAUUGCCACGCACACCAGCACUGACCCACAAGUGCAGGCCCCAGCAGGUCCCGUAGGUCCAGCGGUGCCCUCGGCCACAGCCCUCAAAGCCAACAGCAUCCUGAGCAGCAAGCCGCCCAUCCAGCCCCGGCCCUUGUGUGUGGCUGCCCUGCCUGUCCCGCAGAGCCCCAGUCCUGCCAAGACGCUCAUCCUCCAGGGCCUGCCUGGCAUGGACCAGAACCGACCUGUUGUGCUCUCGCAGUCAGUCUGCCUUGGCUCGACCCCAGCCAUCGUCAAGGUGGAGCCUGUAUCACCCAGCAUUCCCCACUGCGCCGGGCCACCUGCCACCCCCGCUGCCAAGCCCAUCAUUCCCGCCACGUCUCUGCCAGGGAACAGCGCCAACGACAUCGACAUGAAGGUGCUGAAGAGGCAGCAGCGCAUGAUUAAGAACCGGGAGUCCGCAUGUCAGUCACGCAAGAAGAAGAAGGAGUACCUGCAGAGCCUGGAGGCCCAGCUGAAGGAGGCGCAGCGGGAGAACGAGCGGCUCCGCAGGGAGAACCAGGCGCUGCGGGAGCGGCUGGCUGGGAAGGAGGGAGGAGAAUCAGGCGGCAACAAGAGAGCCGUGUGCGUCAUGGUGGUGCUGCUCUUCAUCACCUUCAGCUUCAGGCCCGUCAGCAUCACAGACAGGAAGUUAGAGUCUGGGUUACAGGAAGAAGCAGCCCCUCUCACUGGGAGACACCUACUUGAAAUUGGGCCGGCCGAGGAGAGCGCCAGGAUGCGUGAGAGCGAGAGGACACCGGUGGAGCGGAUAGAGAGUGAGGAGGAGGGCGAGGAAAGGUGGAGGAGGGGCGAGAUGGAGAGAGAGUCUGCAGAUUCCUACCAGCUAAGAAACCUAAGCGGUGUCUUCAGCGACAUGAAGGACCUGGUUCUACCAGACCUUGACCGUUACUUCACCGCCUCAGACUGCCGGCAGUUUAACCGCUCCGAGUCCCUCCGGCUCGCGGAUGAGCUACGGGGCUGGGCCCACAGGCAUCAGAUAGACCGGAAGAAGUCUGGAAGAAAGCCGAAGAUAGUGAAGAAGGCCAGGGUAGCUCAGAAAUCCCAGCAGAGGAAGAUGAAUUUCUCCAGAUACCUUCCCAUCCAGACACACAGCUCGAUGGAGAGUCAGUUGCAAGUGUUUCCAGGACCAGAGGUCACCUACAGUGACUUCCUGGACGCCAUUGACCGGCGUGAAGACACGUUCUACGUGGUCUCCUUCCGGCGGGACCACCUACUGCUGCCGGCCAUCAGCCACAACAAAACCACGCGGCCCAAGAUGUCCCUGGUGAUGCCAGCCAUGUCCGUUAAUGAAAGCAUGUAUGAGUCCUCCCAGGGCUACGAGAUGAUGAUGCAGGUCGACUGUGAGGUCAUGGACACCCGCAUCAUCCCCAUCAAGGCCUCCGCUGUGCCCCCGUCCCUGCGGGACCCCCCACCACCUCCCCCCUCCCAUCACCACCCCAGCAACCACACGUCCUUCCGCGGCCGUCACUCCCAUGGCUCCGGGCAGGCAGCAGCAACUGCCGGCAGAAGGGAAGCAGACUAUUUCAUCAGCCAGGAGGGGGGUGUUUGAGAGUAAGGGAGGCGAGGCAGGCGUCCCGGGGGGCAGGGAGGGGCAGGGACACUGAAGGGGAACUGUUUUGAACAGGUUGGGUGUGUGCAGUAGAUGUGGAAUGGGGGGUAAUUAUUACAAGAAAUAUGUAACACACAGCGUUCUAGCACUGUAUUCGACCAAUGGAGGAGUACCUUUCAGGAUACUGUGUGCUGUCUAAGGAGUGUCCUGAACAUCAUUUGGUGCAUAUAAUUUUUGUUUGUUUGUAUCGCCAGUGCGAGCGUGAGGCAGCUAAAUGGCUUAUCUGUGUAAAUCGAAAACCCCAACGAUCGUUCCCCUAGCCACCAUCUGCGCGCCUCACCGCGAGUCCGGGAGUGACGGCCAAGCAGGUGUGACUUUCACUCCCCCUGCGCUGUUCAUGGAAGCAGCCUAUGGUCCAUUGCACUUAAGGACAUUAAAGUAACAAGUGUG
Messenger RNA from Paramormyrops kingsleyae, 2840 nucleotides. RefSeq names its product activating transcription factor 6 beta (gene atf6b). Gene Ontology annotation, molecular function: DNA-binding transcription factor activity, RNA polymerase II-specific; RNA polymerase II cis-regulatory region sequence-specific DNA binding. The record is from RefSeq and is a predicted model, not a curated record. Lineage: Eukaryota; Metazoa; Chordata; Actinopteri; Osteoglossiformes; Mormyridae. Gene Ontology annotation, cellular component: nucleus. Gene Ontology annotation, biological process: regulation of transcription by RNA polymerase II; endoplasmic reticulum unfolded protein response.